CUUGCCAAUAAAUAUCCAAAUGUCAGUCAGCUUGUGCAGUUGCAGCCUGAUCAGUCAACCAGUCAAACAGCGAGUCCAUUGGUUAAAAUGUCCACGAGGAUCCUGUCCAUUACUCUUCUCCUGCUCUUUGCAUGCUCUCUGUCCACUGCGAACAACAAGCGUCACCCCACCCGAAGGUUCCCACCUCCAUGCUGUGUUACACUCUCCACCGCUAACAUCAGCAGUGAUGUGACUGGGGACACGUAUCGUCAACCGCCUGCCAAACGUCCCUGUGUGGAUGCUAUAAUUUUGAACACACAACACGGACCAGUCUGUGUUAAUCCCAAUUCUGAAUGGGUCCAGAAAAUUACUGCCAAUAUGACGAAGCUGUGAAAGGUCAUCGCCUGCCUGAGCAAAACUUUUUUCCUGCUGCUGUUUGAAAAGCCCAACACACACAUACACACACACACACACACACACAGUAACAUGUAAUAAUCACCUUGCAUUCAUAUACCUCAAUGCUUCCAACUUAACUUAACUAUAGCUACAGUAAGAAUAACAUUGUAUGUGGCAAUAAAUAUAUUUAAUCUUCAAAACUUCUUAAAUUAUUUUUGGUUUUCGCAACAACAAUUUAUUUCAGUUUUUUGCAGUUAAUGAAAUAUUUUGCUUCUUAAAAGCUCACGUUGCCUCACUUCUUAUAUCCAACCAAAUCCCUUGAAAUUAACGUGAUGAACAAUUUGCAAGUAAGAGAGCUGGAUGUGACAACGGAGGGUUUAAGUUUAGGUGUUUUAGUAUGACACGACAAAAUUAAGGAGCAUACUGUGAUAAAGUUAAAGUUCAACAAAAUACAGUUAAAACAAAUAUUUUCGUGUUUAUUGUGAUGGAUUUUAUCUCAAUCUGUUAAAGUUUUUUAAGUUUUCUGUUUGACCUUCCCUUCAAACCUCCCUCGCUGAAAAUUGACAGACUUGAAGAAAAAAACAGAAGAUUGCCAAUGAAAAUUAUCGAUAAGCAAAAAUGUUAAAAAAUAAAACAAUUCUUGAUGUCUUCUAUUUUUAAGUGGCAGAUAUUUUGUUCAAUUCCGAUACGUUAUGAAAACGAUAAGUUUUCCAAAUAAAAAUGUUUCAAUGCUAA
Scatophagus argus is the source of this 1110-nucleotide messenger RNA. RefSeq names its product chemokine (C-C motif) ligand 34b, duplicate 4 (gene ccl34b.4). Lineage: Eukaryota; Metazoa; Chordata; Actinopteri; Scatophagidae. The record is from RefSeq and is a predicted model, not a curated record. Gene Ontology annotation, cellular component: extracellular region. Gene Ontology annotation, biological process: immune response. Gene Ontology annotation, molecular function: chemokine activity. The transcript is spliced from 4 exons. Bases 88 to 372 code for a protein of 94 amino acids.